AUGUUCUUUUUGCUCUUCACGGCUACGCUGGUGCCCCUGAAUCUGGUGACCCCGGCUAGGGGGGAGGCGUCCCAGCCCCACCACGGAGCCAGUGACCCGGCGCUCUUCCGAGGAGCCGACCGCUGUGAUUUCGCCGUCGUGGUCCCGCCGGGCGGAACCGAAUGCUUCUGGCAGUUUGCCCUUCGCAGUGGAUACUUCUACUUCAGUUACGAGGUUCAGCGAACACUGGGAAUUUCACAGGACCGGCAUGUCAAGGCCACUGUACAUACUCCAGAUGGCUUUCUUGUUGACACCUCCCAGGACAUCCGGGGACAGAUCAAUUUCUCUACCAAAGAGACAGGUUUUUACCAGCUCUGUUUGAACAAUAACCAUAACCGCUUUGGCUCCGUCCACGUCUUUCUCGACUUCGGAGUCUUCUAUGACGGCUUUGACAUGGACCAUGAAGAAAAGACUGAGAGAAAGAAGCUAAAUGAUACCUUGGAGACAAUCGAGGAGAGCACCCGUAAGGUGCAGCAGAACGUCUUUCAUAUGUGGAGGUUCUAUAAUUUUGCCCGCAUGAGGAAGGGGACUGAUUUUUUCAUUCUCCAGUCCAACUACCACUAUGUGAACUGGUGGUCUUCAAUCCAAAGCCUGGUGAUCGUCCUCUCGGGGAUUCUGCAGUUGUAUUUCCUGAAGCGACUCUUCAAGAUCCAGACAACCACAGACUCACAGAAGCCAAGGUGCUAGGCUGAAUUCUGACCCCGGCCUGUCCUUCCCAAGGGCCAGGGACCCCAAAUCCUGUUCAAAACUUUACCCACCCAUCCACGAUGUAUCCUCCAGAAACUA
Molecule: messenger RNA, 825 nt
Organism: Tachyglossus aculeatus (Australian echidna)
Lineage: Eukaryota; Metazoa; Chordata; Mammalia; Monotremata; Tachyglossidae
Gene: TMED6
Product: transmembrane p24 trafficking protein 6
Exons: 4
Coding region: 1-726 (241 amino acids)
Biological process (GO): Golgi organization; intracellular protein transport; endoplasmic reticulum to Golgi vesicle-mediated transport
Cellular component (GO): Golgi apparatus; COPII-coated ER to Golgi transport vesicle; endoplasmic reticulum
Source: RefSeq, a predicted model, not a curated record